Acipenser ruthenus (sterlet) is the source of this 1347-nucleotide messenger RNA. Its product is annotated as protachykinin-like. The record is from RefSeq and is a predicted model, not a curated record. Gene Ontology annotation, biological process: tachykinin receptor signaling pathway. The coding region runs from base 451 to 792 and encodes 113 amino acids. The transcript has 5 exons. NCBI's taxonomy places the organism in Eukaryota, Metazoa, Chordata, Actinopteri, Acipenseriformes, Acipenseridae.
AUACAAACGGAAAUUAGUCACAAGGCGCUUUGCCAUCACCUGCUAAAUAAAGUAACUAAUCGUUUUUAGCCAAAUGAGGGUGCCGGACACCUCCCAGUCUCAUCGUAUAAAUGGUGGUGCGUACUCAAGUGCCUUCUCCAAGACAAGCCAGCAGAGUGAACACAUUGCAAGCUCGGUGUCAAUGCUGCUUUAAGAACCGUUCUUUUUUUAAACAUAUAAAAGUAUAUUUAUUCAAAGUAUAUUUUGUUUUCAGGUUUAGCAUUUCUGGAUUUCUUCGCGUCAGAAAAGCAUAUAGAACCUGAGCCUUUCUGUCACUUCAAGUUACAUCAAUUGGUCUGUACCACAGCAUUUCAAACACACACACACACACACACACACAUACCCUCUCUCAUCAAGAAGCAAGAAUACCAACUGGGCGAAUAAAGAGUCGCAUACUUCCCAGUCUGCACAAUGAAACUGCUACUAGGCUUUAUGGUAGUGUUUCUCGUUUUAGCAGAACUCUUCUGCGAAGAAGCGGGUACCGGCGAAGAUCUAAAUUAUUGGACUGACAGCAACCAAAUACAGGAUGAAUGGCUGGCACCGGAUUCAUUUAAAGAAAUCUUAAAACGAAUCGUAAGAAAACCCAAACCCCAUCAGUUCUUCGGUUUGAUGGGGAAACGAUCUUCUGCGAACCGACAGAUUACCGGCAAAAGGCAAAAAUUGAACUCCUUCGUUGGACUGAUGGGCAAAAGAUCUGAAGAUCCUGAUUAUUUUGAAUGGAGCUCAAUACAAAAGUAUGAAGAAAGACGUUAGUGGAGCCCUAAAAAAAAAAAGGCAUUUUUACUGAUGUCAUUCCUUGAAAUUGCCAGAGGAGGGCGAUAUAUUCGUUCAUUUUAUCAAAUGUUUUUUUUUUUUUUUUUUAAUUAUUGUUCAUUACAGUUGAACCUCUAAUAAAGCUAUUAUUUUCACAUUGUGUCAGUGCUACACAUUGAAUACCGGUUUUACAGUUCAGCUGAAAGAAUGGGAGGAAGAUUUCAACAACAGUAUAUGUCAUUUAAUUGUGUGUAUUCAAGUGAUCCAGUAUUUGCUGACUGAAACUGAAACUGAAACUAAAGCUUUUUGGUUAUUAAUUAUCAGUCAUGCCUGUUAUUAAUUAUCAGUCAUGUAAAAUUGUAGAGCAUAGUGCCUCACUCUAUUUCCAUAACUUGUAAUGCGGUUUGUGUAUUCAAAUGUAUUUCUACUAUUACAGCAUGGCUUACACUUUGUGAUUGUAUAUUGUUUUUAUUUCUAAACCAAGGUGUUUGUAUUAUAGAAAUCUAAGUUAUAAUAUACUGUGUUGUGAUAGUGGCAGAAUAAAUAAAAAAAAUA